Molecule: messenger RNA, 771 nt
Organism: Durusdinium trenchii
Lineage: Eukaryota; Dinophyceae; Suessiales; Symbiodiniaceae
Source: the annotation of a GenBank genome assembly
GUUUUUGCCACCUUGGUGAGCCUCAUGUUUGCCGUUCCACAAUUGGAGUUCGAGCCCCUGGAUCACUUCGAAGCAUUUGCCGGAGACUUUGAGGAAGGCCGCCGAGCGAUUCCCUUCGAUGUGCGGAUUGACCCUCAAUCCAUGGACUUGCUCUCACCGCAGGGCUUUGCCAACGCACUCCAUGCAGUGUGUUGCCUGAAGCCAGGGUCUGCCGCCCUGGCAGCCCCGGUUUGCAGCACAUUUGUCUUCAUGUCAAGGGGAUCGACCCAUCGGAGCAAAACCAAUCCUCUUGGUCGGAAGGAUUCCAAGGCAUGUGUGGAUGGGAAUAUCUUAACGGCCCGCACUUUGAUCCUGCUGACUUUGGCGGCAGCAAAAUGUUGCUUCUGGGUCCUCGAGCAGCCUAUGACAUCGGUCAUGGAGUACCACCCUUUGUUCCAGAAGGCUCUCCGAAUGCUCAACAUGAGGAGAAUGUCGAUUUCUAUGUCACAUUAUGGUGCCCCCCACACCAAAGCAACUGUCCUCCGGCCAGGCCAUGAAUGCAUCGAUGAUCUUCGGGAUCAUGAGGAAGAGCCCAACCUGGAACGCCGGCAGAUGGUCGUGCACUACGUGAACUCACGGGGAGAGAAGCGAGUGCACGGUGGGACUGAUCUCAAAUCAAGUCAGUCUUACCCUCCUGGCUUUGGAAGGGCCCUAGCAAGAGUUAGGACAAAACACCUGAAGCGGAACUUCCGGAAAGCAAUGAUCUUUCUACGGGGGGGCCAGGAAGACUGA